AAGAGCACUUACAGUUACAACACAAGCCUGAGUUCACUACCUGCCUAGUUCCUCACCCAUGGCGAAGUCAAGUAGUUACGGCCUUGGGCUUGCUUGCUUCGCCGUUGCUGUUGCGGUCGCCGGCGCAACCCAGUUCACCGUCGGCGGCGCCAAUGGCUGGAGCGCCCCCGGCGCCGCCGCGGAGCCCCUCAACACCUGGGCGGAGAGGACCAGGUUUCAGGUCGGAGACUCGCUAGUGUUCGUGUACCCCAAGGACCGGGACUCGGUGCUGCUGGUGGAGCCGGCGGACUACAACGCCUGCAACACGUCGUCGUACGUGACGAGGUUCGACGACGGCGACACCGUGUUCGUGCUGGAUCACUCCGGCGCCUUCUUCUUCAUCAGCGGCGUCGAGGCCAACUGCCGCGCCAACGAGAAGCUCAUCGUCAUGGUCCUCGCAGCUGGCCGCAACGAUACCGCCGGCGGCGGAGCCGCGCCGCCGCCGACCGCUGCGGCGCCUCCUCCGCCGGCAUCGACGUCUCCGCCUCCCGCCAGCUCCGCCACCCCGCCGCCGCCGCCGGCGUCGCCCGCCCCUAAGGCUCCAGCCGCUGCGUCGCCGCCGCCACCCGCCAGCUCGGCGGCCUCGGCUCCCCCUCCCGCCUCCGCUCCCACCACGACGCCCAGCGCGCCGCCGCCCGCUUCGUCGCCCCCCGCCCCCCGCGCGACAUCGCCAGCUCCGGUGUCGUCGACGCCGCCACCGUCCGCCCCGGCCGGUGCCCCGGAGGCACCGCCGGCGCCCUCGGCAAGCUCUCCGGCUCGGAGCGCACAUGGAACGACGACGGCGAACUCGACGGGCACGCCAUCAUCGCCGCGUCCUGCCGGCUCCAAGGACAGGAACAGCGCCGCCCUCGCGGUGGCCUCGGGCCUGGCCAGCUCGCUCGGGGCCUGCGCCCUUGGCUACGCCAUGCUUGCUCUCUGAAUUGAAAGCGAACCCGAUACACCCACUGACCUCCUGUUCCGACGAACGGGGAAGUCUUGAUCGAGUAAAUGUACAUGUAAAGACGACGCGCGAUUUGUACAUGUUCUUGCAAAUCUUUGUACUAUUCGUUUUCCACCGGAUGAAUAAAGAAAAAUGGAACGAUUCAUGAAUCA
This is a messenger RNA of Panicum virgatum (switchgrass), 1131 nucleotides long. Its product is annotated as early nodulin-like protein 2. NCBI's taxonomy places the organism in Eukaryota, Viridiplantae, Streptophyta, Magnoliopsida, Poales, Poaceae. Gene Ontology annotation, molecular function: electron transfer activity. The transcript has 2 exons. The record is from RefSeq and is a predicted model, not a curated record. Gene Ontology annotation, cellular component: plasma membrane. Bases 59 to 958 code for a protein of 299 amino acids.